This is a messenger RNA of Phyllopteryx taeniolatus (common seadragon), 5397 nucleotides long. RefSeq names its product recombination activating 1 (gene rag1). Lineage: Eukaryota; Metazoa; Chordata; Actinopteri; Syngnathiformes; Syngnathidae. The record is from RefSeq and is a predicted model, not a curated record. Gene Ontology annotation, cellular component: DNA recombinase complex; nucleus; endodeoxyribonuclease complex. The coding region runs from base 87 to 3296 and encodes 1069 amino acids. The transcript has 4 exons. Gene Ontology annotation, biological process: adaptive immune response; pre-B cell allelic exclusion; V(D)J recombination. Gene Ontology annotation, molecular function: sequence-specific DNA binding; ubiquitin protein ligase activity; double-stranded DNA endonuclease activity.
GCUUUCCAGGGAGCACACCAAAAGAUGGUUAGACAGGAGAGGCUGCAGGAAGAAUGCAAUUUGUAUAAUAUGGCUUAAGUCCAAUCAUGGCUGAGGAAAGCCUGGAGACAGAUGGCCCCAGAUCAUCGAUGCCGGCUGAGCUCCACCAACCUCACUCUAAGUACUCUCAGUGGAAGUUUAAACUGUUUAGAGUGAAGUCCAUGGAGAAGGCCCCUGUGUCCAGUGAGAAAGAGCUUGAGAAGGAAGCCAAGUCCGGCAUCUCGAUCUCUAACCUGUGUACAGCUCCAAAUAUAGGGUUAGAUAAUGGUAUGAGUACAGGUAGUGUCAUGAAGUUGUGCUUCAAUGCAAAAAGCAAGGAAAUUGUUGAACCACCUGACCAGAGCAUGGAUAUGAAGCUAGCAGAAAUUGACAACCACAUAAUACGUCUCAGAUGUCUGUGCCGUCUUUGUGGAACCCUGUUAAGGAAAGUUGGUGGCCCAGUCACUGAUGUUCAUGCAGUUCUGGAUAACGAAAGCAAGAAUUCCCUUUGCAAAAUGGGGUGUACAUCAACAAAAUGGCCAGAGGUCAUCCGCAAAGUCUUUCAAGUGGAUGUGAGAGAAGAUACAGAAUCUGUCCAUCCUCUUUCCUUCUGCCAUCGCUGCUGGAUGACUGCCAUACGGGGAGGGGGUGUUUGCAAUUUUUCCAGGACAAAAGUCCCAGAGUGGAAACCUCAUUGUGCCUUCUGCCACGUGUGCUCACCCAAGAAACAAUUAUUCCCUAAGACUGGCAGAAAAAGGAGAAAAGCCACUCCCAGUGCCCAAAGCUUAGUGAAAAGAACCAGAAUGGACCAUAACCACAUCACUGUCAGUGGUGAGAGUCGAGUUCUGAGACCAUUUGGCGGCCACCCUAAUGGUCCUGUCCUUAAGACAUGCAGAAGUCCCAGUGUCCAAAGGCAGUACUGGGUGAGGACCAUCACGCAUUGUCAGAAAGAACACCUCAGUAUCAAGCUUAUGUCUGAGAAUUUCCCUGUUGACUUCCUCUGUUCUUUCAUUUGCAUGGUGUGUGACCAUCUGCUCUCUGACCCAGUUCAAGCCCCCUGUGGGCACCUCUUCUGCCGCAACUGUAUUAUAAAAUACAACCACUUUAUAGGGCCUCACUGUCCUGCCUGCAACUUACCCUGUUCCAGCGAUGACCUCAUUCUCCCUGCCCAAACCUUUUUGUCAGUCCUUCAUUCUCUGCUUUUGCUCUGCCCAAGAGAUGGCUGUGGUCAGCAUCUAAGACUAGACUCUUUUAAAGCUCACUGUAUGGGCCACGAUGUGGAAGAGCAGAAGGCAAGACAGCAAUCAUCACAGCUUGACAACUACCUGAUAACCAAUAAAGGGGGAAGGCCCCGGCAACACUUGCUAUCCCUCACGCGUCGUGCCCAGAAGCAUCGAUUAAGGGACCUGAAGAACCAAGUGAGGGUGUUUGCAGAUAAAGAGGAAGGUGGCGACCUAAAGUCUGUGUGUCUGACACUGUAUCUGCUGGCACUGAGAUCUGCAAAUGAACACCGGAUGGCCGAUGAGCUGGAGGUUACGAUGCAAGGCAGAGGCUUUGCAUUGCAUCCUGCUGUGUGUUUGGCCAUUCGGAUCAACACUUUCCUGAGCUGCAACCAGUAUCACAAAGUGUACCGGACUGUCAAAGCCACCAGUGGCCGCCAGAUUUUUCAACCCUUACACACGCUCCGAGCUGCAGAGAAAGAGCUUCUCCCUGGCUUUCACCAGUUUGAAUGGCAGCCAGCUCUAAAGAAUGUGUCUACAUCUUGCAAUGUAGGCAUCAUAAAUGGGCUCUCUGGAUGGACUUCCUCUUUGGAUGAGUCACCAUCUGACACCAUCACGCGAAGAUUCCGCUAUGAUGUGGCUCUGGUGUCAGCAAUAAAGGAUCUGGAGGAGGACAUUGUGGAGGGGCUGAGAGAGAGGCGGCUGGAAGACAGUGCCUGUACCCUCGGCUUCAGUGUUAUGAUCAAAGAAUCUUGUGACGGCAUGGGAGAUGUCAGUGAAAAGCACGGCGGAGGACCAGUUGUUCCUGAGAAACUUGUUCGCUUCUCUUUUACAGUCAUGUCUAUUUCUGUUUUGGUUGGUGAAGAUAAUAAGCAGGAGGUUACAAUCUUCACUGAGCCAAAGCCAAACUCAGAAUUGUCCUGUAAGCCCCUUUGUCUGAUGUUUGUGGAUGAAGCGGACCACGAGACACUCACAGCUGUCUUGGCGCCCCUGGUUGCAGAGCGUAAUGCAAUGAAGGAGAGCAGGCUCAUCCUGUCCAUAGCUGGCCUUCCUCGAUCUUUCCGCUUCCAGUUCAGAGGAUCGGGAUAUGAUGAAAAGAUGGUACGUGAAUUGGAGGGUUUGGAAGCCUCUGGAUCCACUUAUGUCUGCACACUGUGUGACUCUAGUCGAGCGGAAGCCUCUAAAAAUAUAGUGCUCCACGCCGUCACACGCAGCCAUGAUGAGAACUUGGCACGUUAUGAAAUCUGGCGAACAAACCCAUUUUCUGAGUCGGUAGAGGAACUCCGGGACAGAGUCAAAGGGGUCUCCUCAAAGCCCUUCAUGGAGACCCACUCCACACUUGAUGCGUUACACUGUGACAUUGGCAAUGCCACUGAGUUCUACAAAAUUUUCCAGGAUGAAAUAGGGGAAGUGUACCGAAAGAAAAAUCCCAGCCGGGAGGAACGACGCAGCUGGCGGGCAGCUCUAGAUAAAGAACUGAGGCAGAAGCUGAAGCUCAAACCUGUGAUGAGGAUGAAUGGGAACUACGCCCGCAAGCUAAUGACCCUCGAGGCUGUGCAAGUGGUGUGUGAGCUGGUACCCUCAGAGGAGAGGAGGGAGGCCCUGAGGGAGCUGAUGAGGCUCUACCUCCAGAUGAAACCUGUGUGGCGCUCUACCUGGCCAGCCAAGGAGUGUCCUGACCAGCUUUGCCGCUAUACCUUUAAUUCCCAGAGUUUCGCUGACCUUAUUUCCACUUCUUUCAAAUACAGGUACAAUGGCAAAAUAACCAAUUACCUACACAAGACCCUGGCUCAUGUCCCCGAAAUAAUAGAGCGAGAUGGAUCUAUCGGUGCUUGGGCAAGUGAGGGCAAUGAGUCAGCAAACAAACUGUUCAGGCGUUUCCGUAAGAUGAAUGCACGUCAGUCAAAAGCUUUUGAGCUUGAAGAUGUCUUGAAACAUCACUGGCUCUACACAUCAAAGUACUUGCAGAAGUUUAUGGAGGCUCAUAAGUGCUCAGCAAAAGCCCUGCAAGCAACCAUUGACCCAGCAGAACUCCAGGACAGUGAAAGUAUGUCCUAGGAGAUCAUUGAUUUUUUAAUUUUCUUUUUUGAAUGUGAAAUACUGCCUGAAGAUUUGAUUGAUUUAACAUUCAGGGUUGUUAACACACUAUGAACUAAAACAAGCAGCUGACAAUGAAUGGAAUGAUUUCAUAUUCAUUUGUUUUUUAUGUAGUUUUUCUUUGAAAACAUUUUUCCUGUUAUGGUCACACUCUUUUUAAGGGCUUUGCAAAUUAAAAAUUCAUUUAUUCAUUCAUUCAUUCAUUUAUUGUUCACUACUGUUGAACUUGACAGACCACCAAUGUUUACACUGUUAAACUUUGUUAAUUGUGUGUCUUGACUGUUUGGAUGGCCACUGUGUGUGGAGGAAUUAAAUUGUAAAUUGAUAUGUAGACGGUAACACACAAACUCGUUUGGUUACAAAAACAUUCUUUUUUUCUUACUAUGUUUGCAUGAAAUAUGGCUCAAUUUAUUGUAUUGCAAGGACGUGACAUCUUUAUGAAUUUGUCGGGUGGAUAUUUAUGAAAGCAGAUGAAAUGGUAUAAGUCAUAGUGUGCAAAAGAUGACCAUAUUUCCAUCCAUCCAUCCAUCCAUCCAUUUUCUGAGCCGCUUCACCUCACUAGGGUCGCGGGCGUGCUGGAGCCUAUCCCAGCUAUCAUCGGGCAGGAGGCGAGGUAGACCCUGAACUGGUUGCCAGCCAAUCGCAGGGCACAUACAAACAAACAACCUUUCGCACUCACAUUCACACCUACGGGCAAUUUAGAGUCAUCAAUUAACCUACCAUGCAUGUUUUUGGGAUGCGGGAGGAAACCGGAGUGCCCGGAGAAAACCCACGCAGGCACGGGGAGAACAUACAGGCGGGGUCGGGGAUUGAACCCCGGUCCUCAGAACUGUGAGGCAGAUUUCAUUUGAUUCAUUUGAUUUCAUUUUGAAUGAAGACAAAUGCAAUCACAGAGACUUUAAGGUUCUUAGUUUCAUGAGUGCUCUCUGCAAAAGAUUAAUUUAUUGCUUUAUCCUGGCACCCCUGGGGCGGAAUAUAUCCCAGGUCACUUUGAACCGAUUUUUAUCUUUUUUAUUUUGUGCACAUUAGAUGAUACAUCAUGCUUAUUUGACAUCUUCACAUAAAAUAAAGCAUAUACUGGUGUUUUUCAUAAAUCAUGAAAAUCCAUUUUGAAGCCAAACAUCCAGUAGUUUCUCAAGCAGGGAUUUUUCUUUAGCUUGGUAUAAAACUGAGCAGUUUGCUUCUUUUGACAUUUCUUCAUCACAAUGGCUUAAGAUGGAGGAGGCACAGAAGGAGGUUGUGUAAACUCAGUUUGUUGGCAACUUUAUUUGUUUGAUUGAUUGCAUUGUCUUUUCCUGCCCUUGACAUUUGGGGGUGCGACAAGCAAUUUAGUUUUUUAUUUUAUUGGAUGUUUGAUUCCAUUUUAGUGUCAUAACCGCAACCAUACAUAAGCGUGGUUUUCACAGGCCUCAACAGACAUCAUCUUUUAGAAUGCAUUUUUAUGACGGCUUGUCUCAUAGUUGUGUUUUGCCAAAAUAAAUUGCAUCACCAAGUAAAUCAAACAUUUCCAUCUCCGCUUUCUGCAUUUUCUAUUUCCCAUCCACAUUAAAUUACAUACAGUAUCAUUUUGCACACCAGGUUUUACAGUAAGUUAAAAGUUCUAACUGCUUUUUGAUUCUUUUUCUCUGAAUCUCAAAUAAAGAGCAAAAUUCUAACUUUUUUCUCAAGUAAUUAUUUUUCUGUUUCAGCAUUUCCACUACAUCUUCAAAUGAUACUCAAAUGUGCUUUAUUUUUUUCUUCUCAUCUUUCCUAAUACUUAAACAGAACCUGAAAAUGCAUGUCACUGUGUUUCAUUACGUGCCAGUUAAAUACCUGCCUUGAGUAAGUGUUUGGAUUUGUUUUUUUAAAUUAAUAUAUACAAUAUGUGUAUUCUGCACAUUGCACACUAUUCUGCACACUGCAACAGUGUAGAAACAUUUGACUUAAUCUUCCCAAACAUUGGUAUUUGUCAAAUACAGAAGGGGCAUCAAGAAGUGAAAACUAUAAACUCAGUUCUCAUUUUCUCUAUUUUUUUUUUUUGUAUUUGAUCACAAACACACAACCACUCUAUUGUUGAUGUAUU